AUGGACCCUGACGAGUUGGCUCUGGAGGUCAUUCGAGCGUCGAGAGAAGUCCAACGUAGUCCGCCUCUUCGCUUGGUGGGGUUACGGUGGACUCAUGGUGUUGAGGAGGCAGGGAAAGGACGAGCAGAGAAGUGGAGCAUAGAGGCUCUGGCCGGCCUUGCUCAAUGUAUGGGAGCCGAUAUCAUGGUGAAGAUAUUCAGGCACAUACUCUCCGAUAUGGGGUAUUGGGGAGGAGGCAUGCCAGAUCUAACACUCCGGCAAGGGCAGCGUGUACGCUUUGUGGAGGUGAAGGGGCCAGGGGACGAUCUAUCCGCAAGACAGCGUGGAUGGAUAGCUGAGCUCAUGCGGUGUGGCGCCGAUGCAGAGGCAGCGUAUAUUGUGGAGCCUGGCAAGAAGCGGCCUGUGAAAAGGAAAAAGAGGAGGAAAUGA
Molecule: messenger RNA, 429 nt
Organism: Perkinsus marinus ATCC 50983
Lineage: Eukaryota; Perkinsozoa; Perkinsida; Perkinsidae
Exons: 1
Coding region: 1-429 (142 amino acids)
Biological process (GO): interstrand cross-link repair
Cellular component (GO): nucleus
Molecular function (GO): flap-structured DNA binding; 5'-flap endonuclease activity; 5'-3' exonuclease activity
Source: RefSeq, a predicted model, not a curated record